CGCGCGUCAGACGACCUCGGCCUAGCGAUCGUCGGCGGCGAGCCCGUCCUCACCAAGGCCAACGGUCGCGACGACCGACAGCUGUGGCUCAAGGACCUGACGUACGGUGCCGGGGUCACGGACGAGGCAGGCUCACCGGCGUUCGCGCUCGUGAACAAAGCCACCGGAGAAGCGCUCAAGCACUCCCUCGGUCACGGCCACCCGGUCCGCGCCGUCAGGCUCCACCUGGCGGGAUACGUGGACGAGUCGGUCCUGUGGGCCGAGAGCGAUGAGGACCUGGGCGACGGCUUCCGGCGCGUCCACAUGCUCAACAACAUUGAUUUCAUCUUCGACGCGGAGGCCAGCAUCCCUGAUCUCGGCGGCGCGCGCGACGGCACGCGCCUGAUCCUCUUCCGCUGGAACGGCGGCCUGAACCAACAGUGGCGGAUCGCCCCGCACAGGGCCCCCGCGGCGGCAGUGGCGGAGCUGCCAGAGCACGCGCGGCCGGUGCGAAUCCUGUGCCAGAGCGGCCAGGGGCUGAGCCUCACUGUUCGUGACCGCACUGCCGUCCUCGCCCGCGCCGACGACGAGGACGAGUGCCAGUGCUGGAUCCAGAGCUUCCGGAACACCGGCCACGUGACGGACGGCGCGGGACACCGGGCGUUCGCGCUCGUGAACCGGGCCACCGGGAAGGCGCUGGGGCAUUGCCGCGGCGACGAGCAGGUCUACCUCGCCGGCCACAAUCCGGACUCCGUGGACGUGGCGCUGCUGUGGACGCAGAGCAACGACCUGGGCCAAGGGUUCCACAACAUCCGCACCGUGAGCGACGUCGACACCGUCCUUGACGCAGCGAACGCCGUGCCUGAGGUCGGCGGCGCGCAUGACGGAACUCCCGUCAUAGUCUUCCCAUGGAACGAUGGCUCCAAUCAGAAGUGGAAGAUGCUUCCAUUCUAUUGAUGACUUGAGAGGAGCCGAGCAGUUUAAACCGUUUGAUGUCGCGCGCAUCUGUUGAUGCGAUCUUGAUGUAUCUUAACUAUUAAAAGUCUGU
Messenger RNA from Panicum hallii, 1027 nucleotides. Its product is annotated as ricin B-like lectin R40G2. The transcript has 5 exons. Lineage: Eukaryota; Viridiplantae; Streptophyta; Magnoliopsida; Poales; Poaceae. The record is from RefSeq and is a predicted model, not a curated record. The coding region runs from base 304 to 936 and encodes 210 amino acids.